AUGGGUAAAAGGAAUAACAAAUAUUUAAAUAAACUAUAUAGUCAACCAUUGCCAAUAACAUUAACUUCACAAAAGUAUAAUGUGUCAUUGCCUGAAUUAUAUCCUCAUAAUCCAAUCUCAUGGAUAUGGUAUUUAAUGAGAUAUUUUCAAAUAAACAUAUUCUAUCCUGUCCCUGAACUGACUAAUCAUCCUCUACCUGUGAUCUACGAUGGUGAAAUUUUUAAAGUGACCGAUGAAUCAUCCAUCAAUAACUUGUGGAGACAAGGUUUUUUCGGGAAAGGUGUAUUAUCUAGAUCCGAACCAACAUGGUAUCAACGUACGUUGGUUAGGUUAAACCUUGACGAUGGUGGUAAGGAUAGUAAUAACUUGGCAAUGGAAGACAUCACUAAAAUUAGACGUAACGAAAGAAAAAUGUUUAAAUUAGAACGUGCUAGAUUUCAAGAAUUAGAAUUAAAGAAAAGACAAGGUGUUAUUACCGAUGAUGAAUUGAAAGAUAUGGAAAAAUUGGACGCUAAAUUGGUUGAGUUGAGAAAAGCUGACAUCAAGUUUGAUGAAAAAGGUAACCAAUUGGAGGAAAUAAGAGAUGAAGAUGAAGAUAUUAUUGAUGAGGAUGGAAAAUUGUUGCCAUUGGAAUAUUUACAAUUGCAACCUGUCGAAGCCUUUUUCUUGAAAUUUGCCUUGAAUAGAAUUCAAGUCGAUGGAAUGAACUCCACAUUCGAUUUAUUUCAAACAUGUUGCUCACAAUAUGAAUCUGUGGUAACCCCAAACAAUAGAUUUAUUGUGGAUUAUGCUGUGUAUCAUUAUUUCCGAUCCAAUGGAUGGUGUGUUAGGUCCGGUGUCAAAUUUGGUACUGAUUUCUUAUUAUAUAAACGUGGUCCACCAUUUAUUCAUGCAGAAUAUUGUGUGUUGGUCAUGACUAAAGACACUGAUUAUGAUUGGUUUGAAAUUGCUGCUAAAGCUAGAGUUAUUGGAAGUGUCAAGAAAACAUUUGUAUUAUGUUAUGUUGAUUCUCCAAGUCAGGAGGUAUUUGACGAAAUAUUGAGCCAACAACAAUCCCAAUUAGAUCAUGGUUUAUUAUUCAAACAAUUGUUUGAACAGUAUAAGAUCAGUGAAGUAGUAUAUAGACGUUGGAAUCCUAGCAGGACUAGAGAUUAA
This is a messenger RNA of Candida tropicalis MYA-3404, 1155 nucleotides long. RefSeq names its product tRNA splicing endonuclease subunit (gene SEN2). Lineage: Eukaryota; Fungi; Ascomycota; Pichiomycetes; Serinales; Debaryomycetaceae. Gene Ontology annotation, molecular function: nucleic acid binding; tRNA-intron lyase activity. Gene Ontology annotation, biological process: tRNA-type intron splice site recognition and cleavage; tRNA splicing, via endonucleolytic cleavage and ligation. The transcript has a single exon. The coding region runs from base 1 to 1155 and encodes 384 amino acids. Gene Ontology annotation, cellular component: tRNA-intron endonuclease complex. The record is from RefSeq and is a predicted model, not a curated record.